Molecule: messenger RNA, 802 nt
Organism: Aspergillus fijiensis CBS 313.89
Lineage: Eukaryota; Fungi; Ascomycota; Eurotiomycetes; Eurotiales; Aspergillaceae
Product: EBP2 family rRNA-processing protein
Exons: 1
Biological process (GO): rRNA processing; ribosomal large subunit biogenesis
Cellular component (GO): nucleolus; preribosome, large subunit precursor; nuclear periphery
Source: RefSeq, a predicted model, not a curated record
AUGCCGAAGAGAAGCAAAUUGCUCCAAGCUCUGGACGAGCACCGCGGCCGGGACUACGAUGCCGAGAAGCAGAAGAAGCUCGUGAGGGCGGCGAACAAGAAGAAGGCGGCCAAGGGGGAGGUGGCUGAGGAUAAGAAGGAGGAGGACAAAGCAAAGAAGUCGAAGGUUGAGGAGGGAGACGAGAAGGAGGAGGAGGAGGAGGAGGAAGAGAAAGAAUCUGCCGAAGACCAAGAAUCCGAGAACGAAUCCGCCGCCGAAGAGGAAGAAGAGGAGGAAGACGAAGAAGCCGAAGAAUCCGACAUCCCGCUGAGCGACCUCGAGGACGACGAGCGUGAAGACGUGGUGCCGCACCAGCGGCUGACCAUCAACAACUCGGCGGCCAUCACGGCCUCGCUGAAGCGCAUCUCCUUCAUCUCGGCGCAGACCCCCUUCUCGGAGCACAACUCGCUGGUGUCGAAGGAGGAGAUGGAGGUGCCGGACGCCAACGACGACCUCACCCGCGAGCUCGCCUUCUACAAGGUCUGCCAGGCGGCGGCGACGCAGGCGCGCGCCCUGCUCAAGAAGGAGGGCAUCCCCUUCACCCGCCCCGGCGACUACUUCGCCGAGAUGGUCAAGACGGACGAGCACAUGGACAAGAUCAAGAAGAAGCUGUACGACGAGGCCGCCGCCAAGAAGGCCGCCGCCGAGGCCCGCAAGCAGCGCGACCUGAAGAAGUUCGGCAAGCAGGUCCAGGUUGCCAAGCUGCAGCAGCGCGCUAAGGAGAAGCGCGAGACCUUGGAGAAGAUCAAUGAUCUGAAGAAGA